Salvelinus namaycush (lake trout) is the source of this 1206-nucleotide messenger RNA. RefSeq names its product transmembrane protein 121B (gene tmem121b). The record is from RefSeq and is a predicted model, not a curated record. The coding region runs from base 1 to 1206 and encodes 401 amino acids. NCBI's taxonomy places the organism in Eukaryota, Metazoa, Chordata, Actinopteri, Salmoniformes, Salmonidae. The transcript has a single exon.
AUGAUAGCAGAAAUUGGUGCCGCCGACAAUCCCAAGGCCAGCUAUCCCUAUCCCCAAGCAGCUGUGAUCUGCCCGGACUCACCGGUUUCAUCCGCCCCGGACUACGGCGUCGGACAGCUGUUCAUACGUAGCGCCUCGUACAGGAGGGACACACAUACGUCCGCGGGGAGUAUCAACCCAGACGAGAGCUCCAUCAAGCCGCUGGUAUCCUCCGCUAUUACAAACGGCUAUAUCAUGACCUCUGAGGAAUUCAUGCAGACCGCUCCCCUGUUCGGCCAGAGGUCCAAGAGAAACGUUCUCUACAAGAUUCUGUGUUUCCUCAUUCUGAUAUUCCAAGGAGGCAUUCUAGAUUUCUACCUCAUUAUCUUCACGGAUCUGUACUGGUGCUCGUGGAUCGCCACGGAUCUGGUGGUGAUUUCUGGCUGGGGGAUCUUCUUCAUGAAGAACGCCAGGAGCAAGAGAGAGCGGGCGUGUGGGUUCCACCAAAAGAACUCUAUAUUCGGCUGUAACCUCGGCGAGUUUACCUACGCCUACCUGGCCUGGUUAAUCUACGUGAUCGCCUGCACCCCUAAAAUAGUCCUCAUUCUAGAGACUUCGAUAUUAGAUCUCAUCGCCCUCAAAGUUCCGUUCGGUGUAACCGGAUUUAAGAUUAUCAUGUUGCUCUCGGUCCCGUUACUCUACUGUCUCAUCAAUUCUAUCACCGAUGACCAGAACGGAGCUACGCGCCACCGGUCCCAAAGCUGCUUCAUGACCACCUGUCUGGACCUCGUAGACUGCUUUACCCUGGUGGAGUUGCUUCUGAGGAACGAGAUACCGACGGUCUAUUUAAAAUACACGGUCAUCUCGGUGUAUUUCAUCGCCCUGGGCGUCCCGGUGGUGUGGUUGUACGAGUUGACCGCCUCCGAGAUGCGCUGUCGCUGGGUCUGGGCUAGGUUCCUGACCGGUGUGUUGAUCAACGCUCCACUUCUGGUGGUGCGGUGCUUCCAGGUGUAUGUUCACAAGAUGCCCGUCUCAGUGUUCAUGUUCAAGAAUAUGUUCUUCUUGGCCUGUAAGUGUCUGGAGCUGAUAGAACAGUGUUUCACAGUGCGGGGAGUCAGGAGGUUCGGUGAGGGACGCAACCCGGCGCAGUUCUCUCACUGUGUCUCAGAGAACGAUAUGUGUCCCCAUGGAUACGUUAACACCCUGGCCGUUACCACGCAGUCAUAG